CCACCACCAUUUCCGAACGAAAGAAAUGCAAAAUCUCUAAUUCAACAAACCACACAUCAAAUUUCCGCCAUUACAGACAACUCUCGAGCUCGCUAGCUAGCUUAGCAGGCUGCAAUUUGGUUAGUAAUAAUGGCGGCAGAAUGCACUGAAACCUCUGUUGUAAACCCUAACCCUAAUUCCUCCGCACAGAACUGGUGGCAUGAAAUCAUGCACGCAAACUCCCUGUGCUCGUGGACCACCUCCGGUAACGGCGGCGGCGGCGACGGAGACGGCGGCCUUGUUGCUUCUUCCAAUAACUUCCCGCCGUGGCAGCACUCCAGCAAUCACUCCUCGGAGUCGUCCGGCGAGGACGACGUCUCCAUUUCGAAUCAGUCCGUGCUCACCGCCGAGUCCUCCCGGCAGCUGGUGGACGGCGGCGCCGGGGCCUUAGCCGGCGAGUUGAUCGGCGAAACUACCUCCGAUCAAAACCAUCUAUGGAGUCACUUUCUCUUUGGAGGGAGCACUAGAGGAGGCAUGGAGUACAAAAGUCAUCCACAACAAGUAGUAGGAGAGGGCAUGCUCAACCUAUCAUCAUCAUCAUCAACCAACUUGGAUAUUAUGUCAAACUGCGAUGACUACUUGAAGAAAAUGGGCAGCACCGCCGCCGCCUACGAAUUCAACCUCGUCAACACCACCACGGCGGCGCUCAAAGACCCCGGCGGCUUCAUCAACCACCCAUUUGGCGGCGGCGGCCAUGAAACCCAAAGACCGCCCGCCGGGAUGCUUGAUCAUCACCAGCCGCCGCCCAUGUUCGCCGCUGGACACCCUUGCGGCCAGCAGCUGCAUGAUGUUUCAUGCAUUUGCAGUGACACCAACCAUAAUAAUAAUAAUCCUUCUAGAGAGUUGAAUGAUUUCAGUGCAUCUUUCCAGAGCUAUUUAAGCAAGCCACUUUUGGAUAUAAAUCAUGAGUAUAAACCCACUCUCAAAACCUUGCAAUACUUGUCUUCUUCUUCUUCUGCUGGUUAUGUUACUAAGAAAAACACCGCCGCCGGCCUCCGCCCUUCUCCGGUGCAGUCUAGGGCAUCAACAUGCAGCACAGUGAGCAGAAGCCAUGGAAGGGGCCAAGGGAUUCAUGGCAACGAAGGGAGGAAGAAGAAAACUGAUCAAGACAACACAGAAAAAAUGAACUCAAAAAGGCCCAAGAAUGAUAACCCGGCUUCCAAGAUGCAGGUGCCAAAAGUGAAGGUUGCGGAUAAGAUCGCGGCACUCCAACAAAUUGUGUCGCCAUUCGGAAAGACCGAUACAGCGUCUGUGCUGUGGGAAGCAAUAGGCCAUAUCAGAUUCUUGCAAGAGCAAAUACAGCUUCUCACCAACGCCUAUGCCAAGAGUAACGCAAGAAAGGAUGUGGCAUGGGGAGGGUUACUAGUGGAUGGUAGAAAAGAUGGAGGAGGAGAUGCAAAGGUGGUUGAUCUAAGGAGUAGAGGGCUAUGCUUGGUUCCCAUAUCAUACACUCCUCAAAUCUAUCGAGAGAGCAACGCAUCUGAUUACUUGAUUCCUACGUACAGAGGCUGCUUGUACGGAUGAGUAUAUUAUAUUGUUGUAUGUAUCCAUUCAUCCAACACAAACAAAUUAAAGUAGCUUAGCUAGCUAGCUGCCUAGUGAAGCAGGAGCAGAAGAAGAAGAAGAAGCAUUUCCUUUCUUUAUAUAUACAGUGUAUCAGAGUUGAUUAUGAUAUGAUUAUGCAUAUAUGCAUGAUUAGAGUUUAAGUGUUAAUUCAACAUGCAAUAUAUGGAUUUGUUUACAUAUUAA
This is a messenger RNA of Ipomoea nil (Japanese morning glory), 1788 nucleotides long. RefSeq lists its product as uncharacterized. Gene Ontology annotation, molecular function: RNA polymerase II cis-regulatory region sequence-specific DNA binding; DNA-binding transcription factor activity, RNA polymerase II-specific; protein dimerization activity. Bases 130 to 1563 code for a protein of 477 amino acids. Gene Ontology annotation, cellular component: nucleus. NCBI's taxonomy places the organism in Eukaryota, Viridiplantae, Streptophyta, Magnoliopsida, Solanales, Convolvulaceae. The record is from RefSeq and is a predicted model, not a curated record. The transcript is spliced from 7 exons. Gene Ontology annotation, biological process: regulation of transcription by RNA polymerase II.